Messenger RNA from Sorex araneus (European shrew), 3156 nucleotides. RefSeq names its product ERCC excision repair 8, CSA ubiquitin ligase complex subunit (gene ERCC8). Gene Ontology annotation, biological process: protein polyubiquitination; proteasome-mediated ubiquitin-dependent protein catabolic process; transcription-coupled nucleotide-excision repair. NCBI's taxonomy places the organism in Eukaryota, Metazoa, Chordata, Mammalia, Eulipotyphla, Soricidae. The transcript is spliced from 12 exons. Gene Ontology annotation, molecular function: protein binding. The coding region runs from base 53 to 1243 and encodes 396 amino acids. Gene Ontology annotation, cellular component: nucleotide-excision repair complex; Cul4A-RING E3 ubiquitin ligase complex. The record is from RefSeq and is a predicted model, not a curated record.
CCGAGGUCUGUCAUGGCGGCGUCCAGUGAACAAGCCGGUGAGAAGGAAAGGAAUGCUAGGGUUCUUGUUGGCUCGACAAACGGGUUUGGACGACCCGCUUCGCCUCCGGAGGGCGGAGUCUACACGGAGGGUUUUGGGCCUGGAGUUAAACAAAGACCGAGAUGUUGAAAGGAUCCAUAGCAGCGGAGUCAACACCCUUGAUAUUGAGCCUGUUGAGGGGAGAUAUAUGUUGUCAGGUGGUUCAGAUGGUGUGAUUGUACUUUAUGAUCUUGAGAACUCCAGCAGACAGCCUUAUUACACAUGUAAAGCAGUGUGUUCCGUUGGCAGAAGCCAUCCUGAUGUUCACAAGUACAGUGUGGAGACUGUGCAGUGGUACCCUCAUGACACCGGCAUGUUCACAUCAAGCUCAUUUGAUAAGACUCUGAAGGUGUGGGACACAAAUACGUUACAAACUGCAGAUAUAUUUAAUUUUGAAGAAACUGUUUAUAGUCAUCAUAUGUCUCCAGUCGCCACCAAGCAUUGUUUGGUAGCAGUUGGUACUAGAGGACCCAAAGUACAACUUUGUGACUUAAAGUCUGGAUCCUGUUCGCACAUUCUACAGGGUCACAGACAAGAAAUACUGGCGGUUUCCUGGUCACCACGUCACGAAUACAUCUUGGCUACUGCAAGUGCAGACAGUAGAGUCAAAUUAUGGGAUGUGAGGAGAGCAUCAGGGUGUUUGAUUACACUUGAUCAGCAUAACGGGAAAAAGUCACAAGCUGCCGAAUCAGCAAACACCGCUCAUAAUGGGAAAGUUAAUGGCUUAUGUUUUACAAGUGAUGGGCUUCACCUCCUCACUGUGGGUACAGAUAAUCGAAUGAGGCUUUGGAACAGUUCCAGUGGAGAAAACACACUCGUGAACUAUGGAAAAGUUUGUAAUGAGAGUCGAAAAGGAUUGAAAUUUGCUGUCUCCUGUGGCUGCAGUUCAGAAUUUGUUUUUGUACCAUAUGGUAGCACGAUUGCUGUUUAUACAAUUUACUCAGGAGAACAGAUAACUAUGCUUAAGGGACAUUAUAAAAACGUUGACUGCUGUGUGUUUCAAUCUAAUUUCCAGGAACUUUAUAGUGGUAGCAGAGAUUGCAAUAUUCUUGCUUGGGUUUCAUCUUUAUAUGAGCCAGUGCCUGACAAUGAUGAGACCACAAGCAGAUCACAAUUAAAUCCUGCGUUUGAAGAUGCCUGGAGUAGCAGUGAUGAGGAAGGAUGACUGUCAAUCCCUAGCACUUGGUGUCUCUAUUGGCAGGAUAGUUCUCACAUAGAACUAUUUGGGGACUUUUGUAAAAACCUAAUUCCAAUGACGGCGGAAUUACCUUGAUUGGGGGGUGUUUUUUCCUCCCUUGUUUUAAAAUGAAGUUAGUAUAUGCCUAAAGACCUACAACAGUUUACCAUGUGUUUUAAAUAAAACACACCCCUAGAGCCAAGCCCCAUUUGCCACCACAUGAGGAGACACGUCUCGGUGCUCUGCCCACUGUGGUGGCCCUGCAGCCUCCUCCCUAGCCUGGGCCCAGGCAUCGCAAACUGAGGACCAGCAAGUAGAGAGCGUUAGACUUGACUUUCUCUGCUGGCUGUGUCAUCAGCUGCUCAUUUUCAUUCAUCCUCGUCAUUCAUGCUCAUUCCCAUUGAGGAGGAUAAUACCCAAAAAUAAUAGUUCAAGAGGUAUCGUCAGAAUUUUCUUACUCCUAUUCAUGGAUUCUGUUUCAUACAGAUUUUACUUAACCACAUCUAGCUCUUUGUUAAAUAUUUUGGGACUCAUCAAAAAACUGCAUCACAAGAAGUCUAACUUGAACCCAACCCAGCAGUUCUUGGGAGUCAUUGCCGCUGGUGCUCGGGGGACCAGCUGGCACCAGGACUUGAACCCAAGCCUCCUGCAUUCAUAGAAUGCACUCAUCUGAUUGGACUAUCUCUCUAGCAAGUGGAAUGUUUUUAUGUUUUUAUUUAUUUUUUAUUUUGGGACCAUUCCCAGCUGUGCUCAGGGGUGAUUCCCAAUUCUGUGCUUGGGGGACUGUAUGGUGCUACAUGUAGAGCAUGAACUUGUCCUGUUGCAUGCUCUCUCAGCCUCAGUGUUUCAGUGCUUCACAUGGCAACUUGUCUUCAUGCUUUGACUCUCUGUCUAUCUUGAUAAUAUAAACUAAGUUCUUCUGGGGCUGGAGAGAUAGCACAGCGGGUAGGGCGUUUGCCUUGCACGCGGCCGGCCCGGGUUCGAUUCCCAGCAUCCCAUAUGAUCCCCUGAGCACCGCCAGGGGUAAUUCCUGAGUGCAGAGCCAGGAGUGGCCCCUGUGCAUUGCCAGGUGUGACCCCCCAAAAAAAUAAUAAUAAUAAAUAAAUAAACUAAGUUCUUCUUAGUUUAUCAAAGCACAAAAUUGCCUGGCAAGAAAUCUGGCCUAGUUACAAAUGUUUUUAGAAAAUUUCUCUUAUUAUCUCCUUUUCUUUUUUGUCAUAAUUGUGCCCCCCCCGCCUAUCAUGAAUUAUCAAGACAUUAUUCAUAAUUAUCAUGAUUAUCAUGAAUUAUCAUUAUUACCUUGAAUUCCCUUUCUUCCUGAUUUUGAUCAGUGGGACACUUGAAAAAGAUUUUGUGAAAGUUUUUAAGUAUUGGGUCAAAUAUUUAUUUCUCUGAUAUUUCUCACUAAAUUUUUUAUGUGUUUAUUUUAUUGUUGAUUUUCUUAAGUCUUAAUCUCUAAGUCCCACAUUUUUCUUUUAUUGGUAAAAAAUACUUUUUUAAUUGGAGGGUCUUUUCUUAACUUUUAGAAAAAAGUCUUCUAUUUAUAUCAGUAUUUAUGCUCAGUGUAAAUAAUUUAAGCAACAUAAAAUCUUACAGAAAAAUGUAAUGGUUCUGUAAAAUCAGGCCACGUUAACAUUUUGGUGGCCAUUCUUCAUUUUGUCACCUUUUACAUGGAAUUUUCUAUACUGGGGUGUUAAACGUACUGUUGUAUAGUUAACAUACCACAGAAACUCUCUCCGCCUACACCAGCACCUCUCUCCCUCUCUUAAACUCCUGCUUCAAUCCAGAUUUUUUUAACCAACUAUAUGUUCUUUCAUAUUACACCCUUUAUGGAUUUAUAUAGACAGGCGGCGAAGAGAUUUUACUUUGUAAAAUAAAAGUUCUGCCUUGAUUGUCUUCAA